Messenger RNA from Ictalurus punctatus (channel catfish), 2487 nucleotides. Its product is annotated as protocadherin alpha-13-like. The transcript has a single exon. Gene Ontology annotation, biological process: homophilic cell-cell adhesion. The record is from RefSeq and is a predicted model, not a curated record. NCBI's taxonomy places the organism in Eukaryota, Metazoa, Chordata, Actinopteri, Siluriformes, Ictaluridae. Bases 115 to 2487 code for a protein of 790 amino acids. Gene Ontology annotation, cellular component: plasma membrane. Gene Ontology annotation, molecular function: calcium ion binding.
AACACGACAUUUAAACAAAAAGGACAUUUUUGCAAUGGUAUAAGGUGUAAUCUAUAGCGGGUCGGUAGAUUUGGUAAUUAAACAAAGCGGACGCAGAGCGUAAACGAGCCUUUCAUGAUGGGAGAUGGAGUACAAAGCCGGAGAUGGACGUAUUUGUGGAUUGCCUCUUUGUUGCUUUGCUUCACGGACCAGAUUUCGCCUCAGAUAAGGUACUCUGUUCCAGAGGAGGUGAAAGAGGGAACCAUUGUAGGAAAUCUUGCUAAGGAUUUAAGCCUUGAUGUGAGUUCUUUGGUUAACAGACGGCUCCGUAUCGUUUCCGGACCCAAACAAGCACUUUUUCAAGCUAAUCAGGACAAUGGCGUCUUGUACGUUCAAACUAAAAUCGACAGGGAGGAGGUAUGUGAGGAUAAUAGCGCCUGCUUGAUAAAUCUGAAAAUUGCUGUUGAAGCCCCUUUAGAAAUCCACCAUGUUGUCGUCGAAAUAACAGAUAUCAACGAUAAUGUCCCCAGUUUUUCUCAAACGCAUCAGCAUUUUGAGAUAGCUGAACAUACCCCUGUAGGAACAAGCUUCCAGUUGCACGCAGCACGUGACCAGGACACGGCACCAAAUUCGGUUCGCAAUUAUAAAUUAGGCCAGAAUGCUAAUUUUGAAAUCGAUACUAAAAAUAGCGACGGAGAUAAAAUUCCAUUCUUAGUUAUACGGAAGCCACUUGAUCGUGAACAAACAGAGGAUUAUCGGUUGGUUGUUACAGCAGAAGAUGGGGGAAAUCCCCCGAAAACAGGUACCUUGAGCAUUAACGUUAAAGUACUUGACAUAAAUGAUAAUCGUCCUGUGUUCAGUCAAAACGAAUAUUCUGUAACAUUACAAGAGAAUGCUCCAGUUGGCACCGUUGUGAUUACAGUAAAUGCAACUGACAGUGACCAGGGCUCCAACGGUAAUAUUGAAUACGCAUUCGUCAAAACAAUGAAGCGCAAAGUCUAUGACAUUUUUCAAUUAAAUGGCAUUACAGGAGAAAUACUAGUUAAAGGUGAAGUUGACUUUGAGGACAUGGAGGUUUACAAGUUAGAUAUACAGGCCUCGGAUAAAGGACAGCCUCCUCUCACAGUGGAGAGCAGAGUAAUAAUUAAGAUUUUAGAUAUUAAUGAUAAUAAACCGGAGAUUGAAGUGACGUCUCUGUCAAAUAUUGUUGCUGAAGACUCCAGUAUUGGCACUAUUAUUUCUUUCAUCAGCGUCUCUGACAAAGACUCCGAACUUAACGGAAAAGUUGUAUGCACUCUAGCAGGAAGUGUCCCUUUUGAACUCAAACCAUCCGUUCAAGAGAAUAUGUACUCAUUAGUAACGAAGCAAAACUUAGAUCGUGAGAUGGUAGCAAAUUAUGACAUCAUUAUAACAGCCACUGAUUUAGGCCAGCCUCCAUUAUCCACUAUUAAAACUUUAUCCCUGCUGAUAUCAGAUGUAAACGAUAACAGACCGCAGUUUUAUCAACAUUCUCUUGAACUGUACUUGCUAGAAAAUAAUACCCCUGGUACGUCAAUUUUUCAAGUGAGCGCUUUUGAUGACGACUCUGAUGAAAACGCGGUGCUAUCAUAUCACAUUAUUAGAAAUGGUGGCGCACAAAAUGAUAUGACAUCAUUCCUGAAUAUCAAUUCUGAAACUGGAGUUAUUCACGCGCUCAAAAGUUUUGAUUUUGAGAUUAUCAAAAUGUUCCAGUUUCACGUGCUCGCUACAGAUUCUGGAACUCCGUCACUAAGCAGCAACGUCACAGUGAACGUCUUCAUUCUGGAUCAGAACGACAACGUUCCAGUGAUCUUAUAUCCAGUCAGCGCUAACGGUUCUUCUGAAGGUGUGGAGGAGAUUCCCCGCAAUGCCAACGCAGGACAUUUGGUGACUAAAGUGAGAGCCUAUGACGCGGAUAUAGGAUACAACGGUUGGUUAUUAUUUUCACUGCAGGAAGUGAGUGACCACAGUCUCUUUGCUUUGGACCGUUAUACGGGACAGAUAAGAACCCUUCGCCCAUUCACAGAAACAGAUGAGGCUGAACAUAAACUGGUCAUAUUGGUCAAAGACAAUGGAAAUGUUUCACUUUCAGCAACAGCGACUGUGAUCAUUAAACUUGUUGAACCCAAAGAGGCUUUUGCUGCGGCCGAUGUUAAAAACGCAGUAAAAGAAGAGAAAGAAAAUGACGUUACAUUUUAUUUGAUCAUUACCUUGGGCUCGGUUUCAUUUCUUUUCAUUAUCAGUAUUAUUGUACUGAUUGUAAUGCAGUGCUCCAAAUCUACAGACUAUUCCGCCAAAUAUUUACAAGAUACAAAUUACGACGGGACACUGUGUCACAGCAUCCAGUACAGAUCCGGAGAUAAACGCUACAUGUUAGUAGGACCCAGAACUAGUAUCGGUUCUACUCUAGUUCCAGGCAGUAAUGCGAAUACUCUAGUGAUACAAGACCACAGGAGGAGAACUUCUGUUGAGGUAUGGGUAUGUCUCUAA